Chelmon rostratus (copperband butterflyfish) is the source of this 1638-nucleotide messenger RNA. RefSeq names its product lysyl oxidase-like 5a (gene loxl5a). The transcript has 6 exons. NCBI's taxonomy places the organism in Eukaryota, Metazoa, Chordata, Actinopteri, Chaetodontiformes, Chaetodontidae. Gene Ontology annotation, biological process: peptidyl-lysine oxidation. Bases 1 to 1638 code for a protein of 545 amino acids. Gene Ontology annotation, molecular function: protein-lysine 6-oxidase activity; copper ion binding. The record is from RefSeq and is a predicted model, not a curated record.
AUGGAGAAGUUUGUGCUCGUACUGCUAUUCCUACUAGAUGUUCUGGUGUGUUUGGGGACCGGUCAGCACCACUUGCGCGCACGCGUGGGACCGUGGAGACACCGCAUUCAGUGGGAGAAUAACGGUCAGGUGUACAGUUUACUGAGCACGGGGACUCAAUAUCGCUCACCUGCGCAAAUCAGAAGACGCACUGAGCUCUUACUCACAACUAAAAACAAUUUCAACCGAGUUCAUCCGGUUGAGCUCAGUAGAUCCGCCAGAACCAGAUCUGGAGACCUCGAGGACGCAGCCCGUGGUCACCUUCAUCUGAACGACGUCAGUCAAAUGGAUGCGUCGGUUCUUGGUGCUGAUGCGGGUCAGUAUUUACUCGCCUCGGGAAGACCCGGGAUACACAGUCAGUCCCCAUCGCGCUUCGCAACCACCAGAGACGCUGUGGCUGGGGGAUACCGUUCAGAACCCGCACCAUCUAAUGCCAGCUCUGCAGCUUUCACCACCAUCCAGGAGUUCUCCGGCAGUGGAGUCCCACGAGGAGGCCGGAGUACACCUGGAGGCGACGCUCGCGCACAACAGGCCCCUGCGUCACCGGUAAGAUCACCGGACUUUACGCACAGCCAGGGCGGCAGGCUCAGAUCUGAGGGCUCUGAAUCAACCGCCCGGUCACCUGCCACAGCGGAAUGGGUCACCGUGGCUGAGGAUGGUGGGAAUGCACGUCGCACCCCGCAGCAAACCAGUUUAGGAGACGCACGCAGCAGCGCUCAAGGAGCGCAUUCGCUGACUAGAGUCACACCCGAGUCAAAUGCUUCUCCCACAGCGCUUUCCAGUAACGCCGUAGAAAUACACUUUCCUCGUCCGAGACCGGAUGCAACACGGAUUACGGACACAAGUGACCCACGGGAUCCGCACAGUAUUCAUCACAGGAACUCGGUUUUCUAUAACGUUUAUCCACCGGACCGCAGGAACAGGGUGACUGUGCGCCCUGCACCUGGGCCGGGCCAUGGCACCAGGUUCUUCCACAAUGGUCUCCCGGACUUGGUUCCCGACCCUUACUACAUCCAGGCUGCCUCUUACAUCCAGAGGGUGCAGAUGUACGCGCUCCGCUGUGCUGCUGAAGAAAACUGUCUUUCCAGGUCUGCGUAUCAUCCGAGCGUGAGGGACUUCGACUACAGAGUCCUGCUGCGCUUCCCGCAGCGAGUAAAGAAUCAAGGAACAGCAGACUUCCUCCCAGUGAAGCCCAGACAUGAAUGGGAAUGGCACAGCUGUCAUCAGCAUUACCAUAGUAUGGAGGCCUUCAGUAACUAUGACCUGCUGGACGUCUCCACUGGACAAAAGGUCGCUGAGGGACACAAGGCCAGUUUCUGUCUGGAGGACACGUCCUGUGACCCGGGAAUACGACGGCGCUUCGCCUGCACUGUUCACACACAGGGGCUCAGUCCUGGUUGCUACGACACGUAUCACGCCAACAUUGACUGCCAGUGGAUCGACAUCACCGAUGUGCCACCUGGAAACUACAUACUGAAGGUGACAGUGAACCCCUCGCAGCUGGUUCAGGAGUCAGAUUUCUCCAACAACGAGGUGCUCUGUGACAUCAGGUACACAGGAAGCUACGUCCAGGCAAGAAACUGCAGGAUCACUGUGUAA